AUGAUGGGCACAUCAGCUACCACGCCGUCUCCCAGCCCAGCACCUGCGAUGAGAUCUUCGCCUGCCGCGUCGGUCGCCGGGGCAAAGCGAAAGCGAGCCACACCAGGAAAAUACUAUGCGGUGAAAAAGGGCUAUCAACCGGGAGUAUAUUUUGAAUGGAACGAUUGCUUGACACAAGUGACCGGGUACAAAGGCGCAGUCUUUCAGGCAUUCUCGACAAUUGAAGAGGCAAACUCCUUCCUGACAGGCACGAAAGCGCCAUCUGGCGGUGCUGCAUCCUCGGACUCGGUACAUACCAGAUUUUAUGGGAUUCAGCGCGGGCGUGUGCCAGGUGUUUACACCGACUGGGCUCAGGCACAGGAGCAAAUUAGAGGCUUUCAACGACCAAGCUAUAAGAAGUUUCCGACGCGCGCAGAGGCAGAAGAAUUCGUGAAGAUGGGCCAGCAGUCUGGGGCGUCAUUCGCAUCCGACAGCAUCAAAACACAGAAGCCUUCUGGAGCCCCUGGGAUGAUGGAUGAGAUACCAAAGGACGAACAUGGCGUUCCGUACGAGGCGGCCGAUGGUCCAUUGGGCUUGGACGCCGAGGAUGGAUUUGAUCCCAAUGUGCUUCUGGAUCCAAAAACAGGCAAAGCGGUCUACAAAACUCCGGAGCAGAAGACUGCCACCAAAGUUCAUCCAAAGGGACCACCGAGUAUGCUCCGGAUUUAUACUGAUGGCAGUUCGCUAGCAAAUGGUCGAGCGGUUGCGUCUGCAGGUGUGGGAGUCUAUUUUGGACCCGGAGACAGCAGAAAUGUCUCAGAGCCUCUGAAGGGUAAUCGGCAAACUAACCAACGCGCUGAACUGACAGCGAUCCUCCGAGCCCUGGACAUCGCUCCGCGACACCGCGACGUCACUAUCUUCACAGACAGCCAGUAUUCAAUCAAAUGCGUAACUGAGUGGUUCCAGAGUUGGCGGCGGAAUAACUGGAUAACUUCAAGCAACAAAGCCGUUGAGAACAAGGAUCUCAUUGAGUCGAUUCUGGACAAGAUCGAGGAGCGGGAUAAGCUCAAAGUCAAGACAUUCUUCGAGUGGAUAAAAGGGCACAGCAAGGACCCGGGAAAUGAAGCUGCUGAUCGCCUUGCCGUCAAUGGAGCCCAAAGAGGCGUCGCAGACAAACAGGCGGCCAUGGAAACCGUACAAGAUAUCCCGGACGAUGCUUUUGACGAUGAGUUUGAAUAA
Messenger RNA from Aspergillus chevalieri, 1218 nucleotides. RefSeq names its product RNA-DNA hybrid ribonuclease. Gene Ontology annotation, biological process: DNA replication, removal of RNA primer. Bases 1 to 1218 code for a protein of 405 amino acids. The record is from RefSeq and is a predicted model, not a curated record. NCBI's taxonomy places the organism in Eukaryota, Fungi, Ascomycota, Eurotiomycetes, Eurotiales, Aspergillaceae. Gene Ontology annotation, molecular function: nucleic acid binding; RNA-DNA hybrid ribonuclease activity. The transcript is spliced from 3 exons.